This is a messenger RNA of Lodderomyces parapsilosis, 597 nucleotides long. Its product is annotated as chromatin modification protein. The record is from RefSeq and is a predicted model, not a curated record. The coding region runs from base 1 to 597 and encodes 198 amino acids. NCBI's taxonomy places the organism in Eukaryota, Fungi, Ascomycota, Pichiomycetes, Serinales, Debaryomycetaceae. The transcript has a single exon. Gene Ontology annotation, cellular component: SAGA complex; transcription factor TFIID complex. Gene Ontology annotation, molecular function: RNA polymerase II general transcription initiation factor activity; protein heterodimerization activity; transcription coactivator activity. Gene Ontology annotation, biological process: RNA polymerase II preinitiation complex assembly; DNA-templated transcription initiation.
AUGAGUGUUCCAGCUCCAAAGUCAGCAGAUACAAUAUCGGCGCCACAAUCUGUUGCUUCCCGGCCACCUACACAGAAUCAAUCAUCCCAACAACAACAGCAGCAACAACAACAACCAUCACAAGAAGAAAAAGAACCAAUCGUUCCUCGAGAUGUACGAUUACUUCACUUGAUAUUUGCAACUCAAGGUAUCCAGAAUUACCAAGAUCAUGUUCCCUUACAAUUGAUGGAUUUUGCUCACAGAUAUACAAAGUCAGUUUUGAAAGAUGCUCUUAUAUACAAUGAUCACGCCAAAACAACGAGCUCAAAUGUAAGUUCAAACAGUGGCGCUACAGUCAAUACCGAUGACAUAAGGCUUGCCAUUGCUGCUAGAGGUAACUAUCAAUUCAAGCCAGUACCACCAAAGGAACUAAUGUUGGAGUUGGCACAAGAACGGAAUUCCAAACCAUUACCACCAGUUAUACCGAAAUGGGGCUUGAACUUGCCUCCAGAAAAGUAUUGUUUGACAGCAAAGGAUUGGGAUAGUAUAUAUGACGAGCCGGAAGCGGAUGGAGGAGAUGGACAAGAUGGACAACGGAAAAAGUCCAAGCGUAAUUAA